UGACACAACCAGAAAAAUUAAACGCGCACAAAAUAGCACGAAUAUCCAACACGGGUAUUUUUUUAAUGAUAUUAAGAGUAAAAGAAAAAUGGAAAUAUCCGAAUUAGUGUCGGCACGUAAAUUUCGGGAAUUUAAUACGAAACAAAAAGAGGAGUUGUAUGAAACUUUACUACAGUUAAUUGUGUCCAUAGAGGAAAUACCCAAGAAGUCUCUGCGCCGCACUUUGGAAGUCACAUUGGCUGUCUUGCAGUACAAAGGCGAUCAGGUCGCCGCCUUACGGUCACGACUAGAAGAUAAAGAGGGCAGUGAUGAUGACUCACGUACCGAACGGCUGAGGGAUGAGAACGAAAGACUUAAGGUUAUGUUGGAAAAACUAGAUGAUGAAAAGUUAGAGCUGAAAGCCAAAGUUAAGGAGCUCACAGAAGAUAUUUUUCAACUCCAAAGGCGCCUACAAGAGGCCGCUCAAUCAGCUGCCACUGAGGUUAGCGACAAAGACUCUUCCGAUCCACUGUCAGAGUUGGACAAACAAGAGGAUCUACUGCGAAAUAUCAAUUCAAAAAAUAAGCACAUAAAACGUUUACUGCGUGAAAUAGAGGCGCUUCAAAAUCAAAAUAUCGCUCAGACAAAAACCAUCAUCGAAUGUGAAACAGAGUUGCAACAAAACAAAACGAAGCUACUACAACUUAGCGCUGAUGUAACACUCGUCGACAGUGAACGGAAGGCGCUAAAAGAAACCGUGAACGAGCUGAAUAUUGAAAUUGCACGCUUGGAAGGCAAUAUUACUUAUCUUGAAGAGGAACGUGAGAAGAGCGAACACGAUUUGAAGACUUUCAUUGAAAAAUUAGAAAUCAAAGCGCAAUCUUGGAAAAACAUGUUGGACGCAAAGGAAAAGGAAGUGAAAAAGUUACGUACGCAUCUGGAAAAAGUCGGAGAGACGGCAAGUCUCUCAGAGAAUGCAACACGUUCUGGCAAGGAGGAUUUGGGGAAAAAUGCCAUUAACAGCGAUACUGAUAAAGAGACUACCAGACUUUUACAUGCCCUCGAAUCACGUGAUAAACAUAUCGAAUCUCUUGAGGCCAAGAUUAAGUAUUUGGCCGAAGAAAUGUUGUCGUCCACUAGACUAAUGAAUCAACUAUCCGCUGAAAAGGAAGACGCGCGCAAUCCAAAUAAAAGUCGUGCUUGUUGCAAGACAAUUGAGGAAUCACUUCAGGCGGCAAAUGAACGUUGCCGCGAACUCUCCGAAAUGUUGGAGCGUAGUGAGGAAGAUAAUGCAUUUAAAUCCAAACAAGCUCUGCAAGCGAUAUCAGCACUGGAUGCCUACCAGCGUGGUGAGGAUGGGCUAGUGAAAGCGUUACGUAAGUGCACUGCUCUGGAGCAGAAGGUAAUCUCACGUGACAAACAAAUACGCGCGCUUAUUAUGGAGCUCAAUUCGAUGCAUGAAAUAGCACAUGAAAAUGGGAUAUUACGUAGGCGUCUGAAUAUUCCUGAUGACAUGGUAAUAUCAGCGAAAAACUUGGUGGCGAAAGAGCGCAACAAGGAAAAAAUUAUCGAAAGAUUGACGUUGAAGCUGCGCGCCUCGGAGGAAAUGCGCCUUCAGCUGAAGUUAGACAAGAAUGAUUUGAGGAAGGAGUUGUUGGAGUUACAAAAGCAACUACAAAAAUCCACUCAAGCUAUGGUUGAAGAAGAUACAGCUACAUUGGACAGCAUGCACAAUCCUAGUGAAGUUGGCGAAGUUACAGACAGUGUAAAUGCAAAAAACGACGAGAAUAAUGAGCAGGUGAAGAUCUGCACGAACUGCAAAUUGUCGCUCGAUAUUCCAGAUGAAUCCAACGAGGUUAUAGCCAUCAGUCAGCUGAAAUAUCAGGAUGUACUUGAUGAAAAUGACACAUUACGCACGGGAAUGAUGGAGAUUCUAGAAAAACUUCGGGAAUAUGAUGCUUCCUCCGACCAUAUCACCAUCGACACGGAAAUGCUCUACCGACUUCUCGAAGCUUUACGCAGUAGUUCGGUGCCAAAUACUCCGAAACGACUACAAAAUGAAUUGCAAGCUUUGAAGGCACGUGAAGAGGCUUUACGUAUUCUUAUAAAUGAGCAGCCACAAACACAAAAUCCGGCUGCCGAAGAAACUGACGAACUCAGCUCUGUGGAAAGCAUACGUGAAGGUAGCGAGCUACGCAAUGGCUACGAAGAAGAUUUAACUCUUAAUUUACCCAAUCCUAUGGACUCUUCCACACGUCCAACGACGCCGAACAAGAAUAUCAUACAGAAAAAGCUGCCAAUAAUAGAUGGAGAAUCACCAGUAUAUGAUUCCAAAAUACAUAAUCUCGAAGCCCAAAUAUCCGAAUUGAACAUCUAUCGUCAGGGGUUUGAAGAUCUGCAAGAGCAAAUGAAAGCAAGUGACAUCGAACUGAAACAGCAUUUGGCUAAACUGAGUAGACAGCUCAUCAGCGAACAGCUAGAGCUUAAUAAAGAAAAAUGUUCUUAUGCUUUCAUGCGCGAGGAAUAUGAUAACACACUCAGCGAAGCCAAACAAAAUGAAUUGCGUAAUAUCGAACAGGUGGUAACGUUACAAAAGGAAAUUAACGCUCUGAAAGACAAAUUGACUCGCCUCGAAGUAGAACGAGCACAACUAUUGAAUGCCGGAAACAUCAGCAAGGAAGACUAUUUACAAGUGCAAGCAGAGAAUACAAACCUAAGAGCACAACUAGCAUUUAUUGUUGAACAACUUUUUGCCGGCAAAUUGGGCGACGAACUUCAAAUCCCGGAUAUAUGUUCUGAUUAUGGUAUUAUAGAUGAAAAUCUACAGUUGGACUUUUUAACCUUUGGAGAGUAUCAAGAUUUACAAUUGUCGCUGAAAGAAGCGCUGCAGCAACGAGAAGAAUCGCUGCGAAAGUCAGCGCAGCUAGAGAGUUUACUAGAGAUUGCACAGUCUCAAAUUCAGUCACAACAAAAGUUAUUGAAUGAGAUUACAGACAACCACGUUAACCUACGGCAUCUGGUCGCCGACCUACAGAGCAACACAGAAGAAAACCUACUGUUGGCGAAAAUGCAACGAGAACUCGACAGAUCUAAACGGGAGUUGACAAAUUUGCAUUUAGACUUUGACCAACUUAAACAAAGGUGCGCUCUGUUGGAGCGUGAUAUCAUCGCAAAGGAGCAAAAGUCUGUCAAACUAUUCGAACGCUUUCAAAUGGAAAGUCAUGCCAAGGAACUUAAAAUUAGAUUUUUGCAAAAGUCCCUUUAUGCUCUGCGGGAGAAGUAUGCCAAAUUUACACCACUUAUCUUCCUGACUAACUAUAUUUUUGCAUAUACCAAAUUUGUAAAGAUGUCUCUUCGAAAAACAGGAAAUAGUAGAGAAAAUGACCUAAUCGAGUAUGUUAAAAAUUCAGUUAUUAGUAAAAUAAAAACUGAGAGUGGAGUCCCGGAUGAGUCACAGAAUGUGAUUAAGAUCAUUAAGGCAGAAACACAUUGCAAGGUCCUGGAAGGAAGCCUACAUGAUCUGCAAAAGAGGUAUGAGUCCCUGCAAGAGGAACUGGUGGAGCAACGCUUAAGUUCGGCAAGAGAAACAGAGCAUUGGCAAACAAUAUCAGCACUUUUUGGCAUAGAUGAAAAAUACACCAGUGCAGUAGUCCCUGCUGCUGAGGAAAUCAAACAAGGUGACAGUAACAUACCGACGCAGAAAAAUGUAGCCACCAAUACUGAAGCUCCGGUACCAGCUGAACGUAAACUAUCAAAUAGCACAACUCCUAACAUCGUGAGUGGAAAAUUAACCACGGAAAUGUUAGAUAAAAAUCUCUCACCAAUCGGCUCGCCUAUAAAACGUAUACAAGCGUUAGAUGCCACAACACAAACCUGUGUGGUAAAAUCUCCUCGAAACUCGGGUGAAACUGGUGGCGAAGAUCAUGAAACGUCCGAAAAAGACAUUAAUUUAGGACAAAGUACGAGUAAGCUAGUAUCUCAAGAGGAUGAAGAUAAAAAAAUCAAACCUUUUAUCAAUGUGGUGAAUAAAGGUGCUAUAGACGCCAUAGUACAAACACCUUUUGGAAAGAUGGAAUGUCAAAGUGUACAAACCGAUACUUCACUAAUUAUUGAACCAACAAAACCUCAAGACGAAAUCUCGACCAAGGAGCUUCAAAAUCGAAUUAUGGAAAUGCAAGAACAAAUGAAUAAGCGGGAUGUUGAUCUUAAGGAGUACAAAAAUGCACUUUCGACAGCUAAUAAACGCAUUGAAGAACUUCAAGGAAAGCUUGAUAUUUGUAAUUCUUCAAAGCAGCAAGAAAGCGAACCCAAAGCAGCUGCUGAAACAGCCUCGGACUCGAAGAGUGAUAUCAUAGAAAAAACCAUAGUUUCAUUCCAUACGUUACUUGGUGAAAAAGAUAAAGCCAUCAGCAAAUAUCAAGAGCUCUUACAAACUGAACGUGAGCAAGUUAAAAUUACCACCGCGAAACUCAACAAAGACAUUGAAGAUCUCAAGAACACUAUCACGAAUUUGAACUUCAACAUCAAGACCAAAGACACGGAAAUACUCGAGUUGAAGACGAAACUAGAGGUUGCGAGCGUACGAAGAAAUUCUGCUGAGAAGUUGGAUGUAGCUACAGGCGCGGUCGGUGGUGGUGGUGACGAUGGCGGUGAUAACAGUUUAAAUGAGUUGACUGAUGAGAAAAUUGAAGAGAUGUUCCAACAAGAGCCUGUAGCAGUAUCGACUGAUAUACAAAACGAACGAGAACCUGAAUCCACAGUGGAAGGGAAUACCGAGCAGUUAGAAAAGCAGGACACAGAGUCACUAAAAGAGACAACAACGUUAGUUAAGCUAAUAAAAGAACUGAAAGAUAAAGCUAGCUAUUGGGAGAAAGCGCUUUUAGUUAAGGAUGAUGAACUAAAACUACUGAAUGAGAAAGUGAGUCUUUAUGAAGAGCGUGAGAAAUCAUUAGAGUGUUCUGUUCAUCCAGAACUGGAGCAGAUGAGAACGCUACUGGAGGAGAAGGACAAGCACAUCAAUGAUCUGACCGAGACACUUAAUAAUUUCCAUGAUGACCAACAACGCUUUAUUAAGGAUUCCUCCAGCUAUUCGGCGGACCAGAUAGCAAAACUGCAUGCCGAUCUUACACGCACCGAAGCAACAAACAAAAUUUACCAUACCCAAGUCGAAGCACUGCGACGACAAAUCACAAAUCUGACACAGAGGGAGAAGCAAGCACGAGAACAGAAUCAGUCCCUUCGUAACCAGCUCAUAAAACGUCCAGUAGUUUCAAUUAAAACCGAACUAAACGCACGAGUUAAAACUGAGAAUCUGCAGAAAAGGAUACAAACACUAGAACUGGACCUGGAAGAUGCUCGCGCACAAAUACAACGACAACAAAUCUUACUCGAAGCAAAACGAGCGAAAAGUGCCUCUGAAGUUGGUUUGUGGGAAAAACAGAAACGCUGGCAACAGAAUGCUGAGAAAUUCAAAGCUAAAUACGAGGAGACAGAAUACGCUUUAGAGAAAACACGUGCGCUUUUGCAGUCAGCCCGCAACAUGAUCGCUCGUUUGGAAAAGGAGAAGCAAACACACGAAAUGAGACACGGCAGAACAAAUCAGAGUGCGGGAAUGCCAGCUAUGAAAUGCUGUCGCACACCCUCUUGUCCGAAUCUGCAACAUGGUGGCUGCAAGUACACACCUUCAGAGAGUCCGGAAACAUACACUGGAGCAAGCAGUGAAUGCAGUUCUCCAGCGCAUAGCGCGCUCAAUCGUCAUAAGCAUAUUGAGGCACAUUUCUACGCUUCUACUAGUCGUAAUGUCACCGCAUACACUUCGACGGAAAAAAAUCAACCUCAUGAGGAGCUGAUGGAGGCGCUUAAAGCCCGGAUCGAGCUACAACAGCGCAAAAUUCUUGCUAUGGAGCUGGAGGGCAAAGGCAGUAAUGUGCUAACGACCGAAAUAGAAAGAUUACAGGAGAAAUUGUCAGAGAUUGAAGCGCAGAAUAUACGAUUGGAGGCAAAAAAUCUGCAACUGCAACUUGAUAACGAUCUCUUACGCCAAGGCGAUGAAACAGAGCGUUUGCAAAAGCGCAUCAAAUAUCUGGAGGAUUACAUAAUUGCUUUAAAAGAGGAAAUGGCGCAAUCCGAAGCACGACGGGAAUUAUGCAAGUGUUCGGGUAUCAAAGUGAACACUCAGUCGGGUCAAUCAGCGGAGCAAACCAUUCUUUCGUUGCGCGGUAUUGUAGAGAAGCUGCGAGCCGAAAAUAAAUACCUGAAAGAUGUGCGACGAUCGUGCGAAUCUAGAAGUAAAAAUGAAUCGGCUAAUGCGGAUUUGAGUAGGUUACAAAAAUUAUACUCGGAAUCGCUGGAUAAAGUAGCGGGUUUGCAAGACGAGUUAAAUAGCAAGGCAAAAUGCAAAAUUUGUAGCAAGGCACAGAAUAUGACUCAAACUAAUGACGAGCUGGCUUUUAUAAAGGAGCAACUUAGCAAAAAAACACAACUUUUACAAAAAGCAAAAGUUCUACUCACACGUGCCGCAGCCAAGGAAAAGGUACUCAAGGAUCAGUUGUUAAUGUGGAAGCGUAAAUGCUCUGAACUUCAAAAUGUACCAGUUAUAGAUGAGAUAAGUGAAUAAUUAUACAGUUCCACUUUAGCUAUAGUUUUGAGUUAUUAGAUUAGGUCAUUGAUUUAAGCCAUUAGAAUAAUAGUUUCGAAAAAACGAGAUUAUAAAAGCAUGUAUUUUAAUUUUGAAAA
Bactrocera oleae (olive fruit fly) is the source of this 6714-nucleotide messenger RNA. It is a transcript of the gene Cep290, whose product is annotated as Centrosomal protein 290kDa. Gene Ontology annotation, cellular component: ciliary transition zone; centriolar satellite. NCBI's taxonomy places the organism in Eukaryota, Metazoa, Arthropoda, Insecta, Diptera, Tephritidae. Gene Ontology annotation, biological process: non-motile cilium assembly; ciliary transition zone assembly. The record is from RefSeq and is a predicted model, not a curated record.